Molecule: messenger RNA, 4893 nt
Organism: Corylus avellana
Lineage: Eukaryota; Viridiplantae; Streptophyta; Magnoliopsida; Fagales; Betulaceae
Product: ABC transporter G family member 35
Cellular component (GO): membrane
Molecular function (GO): ABC-type transporter activity; ATP hydrolysis activity; ATP binding
Source: RefSeq, a predicted model, not a curated record
ACCUAUGGCAUCUUCAACUCUCUCUCUGCUCUCCUCCCUACAUGUAGUAUAAGUACCCACAAAGCAAUAGCCUUUCAUCAGCUCUCUCUCUCUCUCUUCCUCUCCCUCUCUCUCUAAAAGGUGGGAGACACAAGAAUUUCAAAUCCCCAAACAAAUCCUUCCCUUUUCCCCUCUCUGUUUCUGAAAAGAGAAUUCAGCUUCAUUUUCCCUUGUGAUUCAAGAAGAACCGAUUUAAUUUCUGUGAAUUCAUAAGAAGAAGAAGAAGAAGAUGGAAGGAUUAGAUAAAGCACGAGGGUCGGAAAGGCGGUCAGGGCAGAGCUUCAGCAGAAGCAUAAGCAGGACUAUGAGCAAGCAUAGCUGGAGCAUGGAAGAUGUAUUCUCCGGCGGCAGGCAAUCUCGCCGCAACAGUCACGUCGACGAAGAUGAAGAAGCUCUGAAAUGGGCUGCCAUAGAGAAACUGCCUACAUAUGAUCGUUUAAGAACAAGCAUCAUAAAUUCUUACAUAGAGACUGAGCCUCUCGCCAACAAAGCGCACAAGGAAGUGGAUGUUCGAAAGCUUGAUGUUGAUGAAAGGCAACAAUUCAUCGACAGGAUUUUAAAGGUUGCAGAGGAAGAUAAUGAGAAGUUCUUGAAGAAGUUUAGAAACAGAAUUGACAAGGUUGGAAUUCGACUUCCUACGGUUGAAGUUAGGUUUGAGCAUUUAACAAUCGAGGCCGAUUGUCAAGUUGGGUCAAGAGCUCUUCCCACUCUGCCAAACACAGCCCUAAAUAUUAUGGAAUCGGCCAUUGGUUUGCUUGGGAUUGGAAUGGCUAAGAGGACAAAAUUAACAAUUCUCAAGGAUGUAUCAGGAAUUAUUAAACCAUCCAGAAUGGCCCUUUUGUUAGGACCCCCAUCCUCUGGGAAAACGACCCUUUUGCUAGCAUUGGCUGGAAAGUUGGACCCAAGCCUGAAGGUUAAAGGAGAAAUCACUUACAAUGGGUGUAGGCUGAAUGAAUUUGUACCUAAGAAGACAUCAGCAUACAUUAGCCAAAAUGAUGUCCAUAUCGGAGAAAUGACUGUGAAAGAAACCUUUGAUUUCUCUGCCAGGUGCCAAGGGGUUGGGACUCGAUAUGAUCUCCUAAGUGAACUUGCAAGAAGGGAAAAGGAAGCUGGCAUAUUCCCAGAGGCAGAGGUUGAUCUUUUCAUGAAGGCAAUCGCAAUGGAAGGAGUUGAGAGCAGUCUCAUUACCGACUACACUCUCAAAAUAUUAGGGCUUGAUAUAUGCAAGGACACCAUUGUUGGAGAUGCUAUGCAUCGAGGGAUAUCGGGUGGACAGAGAAAACGAGUCACAACAGGAGAGAUGAUUGUGGGGCCGACAAACACACUGUUCAUGGAUGAGAUAUCAACCGGUCUUGAUAGCUCCACCACAUUCCAAAUCGUGAAAUGUUUGCAGCAGAUUGUACAUCUAACGGAGGCCACUGUUUUUAUGUCCCUACUCCAGCCCGCUCCUGAGACGUUUGAUCUCUUUGAUGACAUCAUCCUGCUAUCAGAGGGCCAGAUUGUGUACCAGGGCCCAAGAGAGCAUACGACCGAGUUCUUUGAAAGCUGUGGGUUCAAGUGCCCUGAGAGAAAGGGAACCGCUGAUUUCUUGCAGGAGGUUACAUCAAGGAAGGACCAAGAACAAUAUUGGGCAGAUAGAACAAGACCAUACCGGUUCAUACCCGUAUCCGAAUUCGCAACCCGGUUCAAGCAGUUCCACGUGGGCGCACGCCUUCAAAACGAGCUGUCAGUCCACUUCGACAAGUCCCAAGCGCACGGAGCAGCCUUGGCGUACAAGAAAUACUCAAUCCCAAAAAUGGAGCUUCUAAAGGCAAGCUUCGACAGAGAAUGGCUUCUGAUAAAGAGGAACUCUUUUGUAUACGUGUUCAAGACGGUCCAGCUUCUUGUCAUGGCAUUCAUAGUUUCAACACUGUUUUUAAGGACCGAAAUGAAGAGGACGACUGAGGAAGACGGUUCAAUAUAUGUCGGUGCACUUCUUUUUGGUUUGAUCAACAACAUGUUCAAUGGCUUCGCCGAGCUGGCACUCACCAUUCAAAGGCUUCCUGUGUUUUACAAGCACAGGGAUCUCCUCUUCCACCCAGCUUGGAUUUACACUCUGCCCACCGUUCUGCUCAGGAUCCCAAUCUCUGUUAUGGAGACCACUGUUUGGAUGGUGGUCACAUACUACACCAUCGGAUUUGCACCUCAAGCUUCCAUCUUUUUCAAGCAAAUGUUGGUGAUAUUUCUGAUCCAACAAAUGGCUGCCGGGCUCUUUAGGCUCAUUGCCGGAGUGUGCAGGACCAUGGUUAUCUCCAACACCGGUGGAACUCUGUCUCUCCUCCUUGUUUUGCUACUUGGAGGUUUCAUGAUUCCUAGAACUCAAAUUCCUGUUUGGUGGAGGUGGGCCUACUGGAUUUCACCUUUGACGUACGGUUUCAAUGCCAUUUCUGUAAAUGAAAUGCUUGCUCCCAGGUGGAACAAACCGUAUUCAGAUAAUACAACCUUGGGUGUGGCAGUGCUUAAUAGCUUUGAUGUUUUCCCUGAAAAAAAAUGGUUCUGGAUUGGCACAGGAGCACUUCUUGGCUUCUCGAUUCUCUUCAACAUCCUGUUCACCUUUGCGCUUAUGUACCUUAGCCCAAUGGGAGCGCCACAAGCAGUAAUAUCUGAAGAAGCUGCAGACGAGAUGGAAGCUGGCCAAGAAGAAUCAAAGGAAGAACCGCGACUCAGAAGGCCCAUGUCGAAGAGAGAUUCUGUUCCUCAAUCACUCACUGCUUUUGAUGGAAACAAUACAAGAGAAAUGGCCAUCAGGCGAAUGUCCGGCCGAUCUAAUAGCAAUGGAAUAACUACAAAUGCUGAUCCAGCUCUGGAGGCAGCCAACGAUGUUGCCCCUAAUAGAGGAAUGGUUCUUCCAUUUACUCCUCUGGCAAUGUCCUUUGACAGUGUAAAUUACUAUGUGGACAUGCCCGCCGAAAUGAAAGAACAAGGAGUAGGAGAGGACAGACUACAAUUACUUCGGGAAGUGACAGGAGCAUUUAGGCCUGGGGUCUUGACAGCACUAAUGGGAGUCAGUGGAGCUGGAAAGACAACAUUGAUGGAUGUUUUGGCAGGAAGAAAGACAGGUGGUUACGUUGAAGGAGAUAUUAGAAUCUCCGGAUUCCCUAAGAAACAAGAAACCUUUGCAAGAAUUUCUGGUUAUUGUGAACAAACUGAUAUCCACUCACCCCAAGUCACCAUUAGAGAAUCAUUAAUUUACUCAGCUUUCCUUCGACUUCCUAAAGAAGUCAGCAAUGAGGAAAAAAUGAUAUUUGUUGAUGAAGUGAUGGAACUGGUAGAGCUUGUCAAUCUCAAGGAUGCAAUAGUGGGGCUUCCUGGGAUUACAGGGUUGUCAACAGAACAGAGAAAGAGGUUGACUAUUGCAGUUGAGCUUGUUGCUAAUCCCUCCAUCAUUUUCAUGGAUGAACCAACUUCAGGGCUUGAUGCAAGGGCUGCAGCCAUUGUGAUGAGAACUGUGAGGAACACGGUUGACACUGGAAGAACAGUUGUGUGUACCAUUCAUCAGCCUAGCAUUGACAUCUUCGAAGCAUUUGAUGAGCUACUACUGAUGAAGAGAGGAGGACAAGUGAUCUACUUUGGACCAUUGGGUCGAAAUUCUCAGAAAAUCAUUGAAUAUUUUGAGGCAAUUCGUGGAGUCACCAAAAUUAAAGAAAAGUACAACCCGGCAACAUGGAUGCUUGAAGUGAGCUCAAUGGCAGCUGAAGUCAGGCUUGGAAUGGACUUUGCUGAAAACUACAAAUCAUCUUCUUUGCAUCAGAGAAACAAAGCCUUGGUGAGAGAGUUGAGCACACCACCACCCGGAGCAAAAGACCUUUAUUUUACCACUCAGUAUUCUCAGUCCCCAUGGGGUCAGUUCAAAUCUUGCUUAUGGAAGCAAUGGUGGACUUACUGGAGAAGCCCGGAUUAUAACCUUGUUAGAAUCUUUUUCACCAUCGUUGCAGCCCUUAUGAUGGGGACAAUUUUCUGGAGAGUUGGAAGCAAAAGGAAAGACUCGGGUGAUAUAAGCAUGGUCAUCGGAGCUAUGUAUGGUUCUGUACUGUUUAUCGGAAUUAAUAACUGCGCAACCGUACAGCCGAUAGUAGCCAUUGAAAGAACAGUUUUUUAUCGAGAAAGAGCCGCCGGGAUGUACUCUGCAUUGCCUUAUGCCCUUGCACAGGUGAUUGUGGAAAUUCCAUACGUGUUUGUUCAAACUAUAUUGUAUACACUUCCUGUGUAUGCCAUGGUGUGCUUUGAAUGGACAGUUACCAAAUUCUUCUUGUUCUUUUUUAUCUCCUUGUUCUCCUUCCUCUACUUCACAUACUUCGGCAUGAUGACUGUAUCCCUCACACCAAACCACCAAGUAGCAGCUAUUUUUGCAGCAGCUUUCUAUUCCCUUUUCAAUCUUUUCUCAGGCUUCUUUAUCACAAGACCUAGAAUUCCAAAGUGGUGGGUUUGGUAUUACUGGAUUUGUCCAGUAGCAUGGACAGUUUAUGGAUUGAUUAUUUCACAAUAUGGUGAUGUCGAGUCAACCAUCAAUGUGCCUGGUCGUGAGGGUCCCCCUCCUUCUAUUAAACUAUAUAUACAAGACCGUUAUGGGUACGAAUCUGAUUUCAUGGGGCCAAUUGCUGGAGUUUUGGUUGGCUUCACAUUCUUCUUCGCGUUCAUGUUUGCCUUCUGCAUCAGGACUCUCAACUUCCAAAUGAGAUAGAAGAGAUUUAUCAAAGAAAUUGGUCUUGUUAUACCCUAUUAUAUUCAUCCCAAACUGAUAUUCUUGUAUAUAGAAAACAGAAGUUGAGCCAUUACGAUUGCAUACUGGCAAUUUUAUACGGCUUGUUUUUUUUU